AUGGCCAACCCGACGUUCGAUGCUGUGAUGCGGCGUGUGGGUGGCAAGGAGUGGAACUACGACUCGCUAUCAGUGCCCCAGUGUGGCCUCGUGGAGGCCGAUGGCAUCGAGGAACCCAUCUGUGACCACAAUUAUAUCUUCGAUGUCCACACCGGGGUGCCCGAGUUCGGUGGGACCUCGCACAUUGGAGAGCAAAUUCAAAGAGGUAUCCAUUGUUCGGAAAAGCCAGAGUGCGCAGUGGGCUCCAGAAGUUCAGAAGAUGACGCCUUGCGGCUUGGCAUCGAGUUCAUCAAUGCUCACUCACCAGAAGGCGACGCUCUAAACGAGCAGACCUUUUGGAUUCUCUCCAGCAUUCGGGAGGGGUCUGGCACUCCCAUAGACGGGUGGCCCGAGGCCAAGGUACGUUUCAUGUGCCAAAACAAGUCUCGAGGACUUGGAGGCGCGGGGCCGCGUUUCCACUUCCCCUUACACACCUACAGCCUCAAGGGCUUGCUCGCGGAGUUUCUGCUGCCUCUCGUCUACCCGUUGCUGGUGCUAAACGGUGUCAUGAAGAUUGGCUGGCCCGGGGUUUGGAAAGACUCCAGCGCUGUUUGCCAUGAUCCUCGCCACUGGCGCCGAGUGCCCCAAGUGUACGAGGUCGUCUUUCUCGACGACCCCAGCCGCGACAAACUCGACAUGUCGGACCUCAAGUCAUACAUGACGGCAGAGGAGGACCAGACGUGUUCCGGAAGGUACAAUGAUGGCAAGCUGGUCUGUGGACAGGUUCGUGCCUACGCCGGCAAAAACUUGUCGGACGAUGACGAGCCCUCUCCCGAUGGCCGGACAACCAUAUCCCCUGACGAAUUCCUGCAACUUCUGCGACAUUCGUUCCCUGGUGAGAAGGCUGCAGAUGUCAUGGCCGUCCUCAAGAGGUCGAUCGUCUUCAUUCUCGGCAAACACGCGCCGUACUUGAUCCAUCUGGAUUUGCUGAGCCCUCACGACAAGUCUCCUACGCCGAGUACAAGCAGGGGAACAUGA
This is a messenger RNA of Symbiodinium natans, 1017 nucleotides long. The record is from the annotation of a GenBank genome assembly. Lineage: Eukaryota; Dinophyceae; Suessiales; Symbiodiniaceae.